Messenger RNA from Hemibagrus wyckioides, 1618 nucleotides. It is a transcript of the gene tyw2, whose product is annotated as tRNA methyltransferase 12 homolog. Gene Ontology annotation, molecular function: tRNA methyltransferase activity. The record is from RefSeq and is a predicted model, not a curated record. The transcript is spliced from 8 exons. Gene Ontology annotation, cellular component: cytoplasm. Gene Ontology annotation, biological process: tRNA methylation. The coding region runs from base 188 to 1489 and encodes 433 amino acids. NCBI's taxonomy places the organism in Eukaryota, Metazoa, Chordata, Actinopteri, Siluriformes, Bagridae.
UUAGAUGUUAGUUAGUGUGUAAGUUUCACUUUAAUAUUAAAGCUCUUUAAUGUAUACAGCGGUGCCAGAUGUGGUACUGUUCAUUAUUUGUUACAAUUACGUGGUGCAUGAUAGGACAGGUUAGUGCAAAAGAUCCGGAUCCACACUUGUGUUCAGUAAUCCAGUAAACCCGCUAUAAUCUGUUCGCAUGGUGAACAAAGUAGCUCUCCACUACCAGGGCAGAAUAACAGAUACAUAUGGGAUUAGAACCCGCUCACAAAUGGAUUACAUCACUGCCCUGAAAGUGCCACAGCGUUAUGCACAGCUUUACAGAAAACAUCUGCUAGAGAAGGGCGCUUUAGACCCGCAGUAUUGUGUACAAAAACACUCGGAUGGAACAGUGACUCUCCCAGUCUUCCCUUCUGCUCUGUCUCACCUGGAUCUUCUCACACUGCACAACUCUGUGGCUCAGGACAGCUCCUGUGAAAUAGUUCAAAUACAGCUGUCGAGGAAAAGCAAAGCGAAGCCUCAUAGAGACAGAAUGAUUGAGGUUGUGCAGGAGCUGGUGGUGACUAAAGGACUGCAGUGGAGUAGAGAUCUUGAAGAUGACCUGCCUAGUGGAUGGCAGCGUCAUGGAGAUCUGCUUUUGUUUGGUGAUGGAUGCUUUUCACAAGCAGUCUGGCAAAAUUUUGGCUCUGAGUUGUGGUUAGCUGUAGCCCAGGCACUGGGAGUGAAGCGCCUAGCGCGAAUAAAACACAUUUCUCAGGAUGGGUGGCGCACUCCAGUGGUAACAAUGCUCUUAGGAGACGACAGCUACGUAACUCAUGUUGAUAAUCACAUCAGGUAUGAAUUUGAUGUCACCAAGUGCAUGUUCUCCUUCGGAAACAUCACAGAGAAACUGCGAAUCUCGUCCUUUGACUGCAGCGGGGAGACAGUGGUUGACCUGUAUGCAGGAAUUGGCUACUUCACCGUGCCAUAUCUGGUACACGCCGGUGCUGCCCAUGUGCACGCAUGCGAAUGGAAUCCACACGCAGUUUCAGCACUGCGAAGAAACCUGCACAUUAAUAAAGUAGCUCACCGCUGCACUGUGCAUCAAGGAGACAACAAACAACUGUCCCUGAGUGACCUAGCCGACCGGGUGAAUCUAGGACUGAUACCAAGCUCUGAAGAGGGCUGGCCGGUGGCAUGCCGCCUCCUGCGGAGGGACACUGGUGGAAUGUUGCACAUCCACAACAAUGUGACCACACCGAUCCAGUAUCAGAAUCUUCAGCCCUCUUCCAAUUCACUGAAUGAGGGAGAAGGAUAUAAAAAUGGAACUCUAAACAUUUCUAGAGACAGAGAAGCCUGGAACAAAUGGGCCAAAAACACUGCGAGCCACAUUACCCAACUUCUGAGAGACAUCACCCAAGCUGAGUGGAGAACCAGCAUUAAGCAUAUAGAGCAUGUGAAAUCUUAUGCACCGCACAUAAAUCACAUAGUAUUGGAUCUGAAGUGUAGACCAGUCAAAUAAAUUGAUUGUCUUCUUUUUGUAUGCAAAACUUUUUGUAAUUUUUUUUUAACAGAAUUUUAAAAAAAUCAGACUUUGCUUGGAGCCAUGUGCAAGCUUGUCACCAGUAACAGUAAACAAAUGAUUACAGUG